UCCGUCGUUUGUUCUUCAUCUGGGGCCUUUUUCUUUGUUUCUCCUUCAUUCUGCCUCAGCCUCUGCGCACCUCACUGGCUUAUGCUUCCGCACUCUCUCUGAUCAUCGUAGCUAACCUACUCAGUUGCGGCUGGGGAUUGAUAAAGAAGGAUGUUCGGUUCUCCCAACCCUUUUGGGCAACCGUCUUCUAGCCCUUUUGCAUCCCAACCAGUCUUCGGGCAAACUGCCAAUGCAAGUAAUAAUCCUUUUGCUCCCAAGCCAUUUGGAAGUACUUCCCCUUUUGGCUCACAGACAGGAAAUACAGUGUUCGGUGGUACAUCAACUGGUGUGUUUGGGGCAGCCCAAUCCUCUUCCCCCUUUUCUUCCACAACAUUUGGCGGUUCAUCAUCGCCAGCUUUUGGUGCUACACCGUCCACUUUUGGAUCAUCAUCAACUCCUGCUUUUGGUAGUUCAUCAUCUUCAUCAUUUGGAGCAGGUUCGUCCAUUUUUGGGCAGAAGCCUCUAUUUGGAGGCUUUGGAUCUACUACUACUCAAACAAACCCAUUUGGAAGUGCAAACCAGCAAUCUCAGCCAGCAUUUGGAAGCAAUGUCUUUGGUUCCUCAUCACCUUUUGGUGCGCCUAGCCAGUCCGCAUUUGGUGCUACUAGUGCUCCAGCCUUUGGCGCCACGAGCACCCCAGCAUUUGGCGCCACAAGCACCCCAGCAUUUGGCGCCACGAGCACCCCAGCAUUUGGCGCCACGAGCACCCCAGCAUUUGGCGCCACAAGCACCCCUGCCUUUGGCGCCACAAGCACCCCUGCCUUUGGGGCUAGCAGCACUCCUGCCUUCGGUUCAACAAGCACUCCUGCAUUUGGUAGUACUGGGAAUGCAUUUGGCUCAUUAAGCACCCCUGUUUUUGGAUCUGGAGGUGGAUUUGGUGCCUCAAGUACUCCUGCUUUUGGAGUUUCAAGUACUCCUGCUUUUGGGGCUUCAAGUGCUCCUGCUUUUGGAGCUUCUAGCACUCCAUCCUUCAGCUUUGGGUCCACUUCAGCUUUUGGCCAGUCAACUUCUGCAUUUGGUAGCAGCAAUUUUGGUUCUAAUACAUCUCCUUUUGGAGCCCAGAGUUCCCCUUUUGGAGCACAGUCUACAUCUGCAUUUGGGACCAGUGGUUUUGGGCAGGCUGGUUUUGGUGGUCAGCGUGGUGGUAGUAGAGCAGCUGCUUAUGCACCAACAACUGAGCCAGAUCCUGGAAGUGGUAGUACACAAGCAGCUGGGAAGUUGGAGUCUAUAUCAGCCAUGCCUGUUUACAAAGAUAAGAGUCAUGAAGAGUUGAGAUGGGAGGAUUAUCAAUUGGGAGACAAAGGUGGACCUCUUCCUGCUGGUCAGUCUACUGGUGGUGUUGGCUUUGGUGUUUCUAAUGCACAGCCAAACCUUCUAGCUACUUCAACAUUUAGUCAACCAAGUUCAAAUCCUUUUUCUACUGCUACAUCAUCCAAUCCAUUUGCCCCUAAGCCUUCUGGUUUUGGUACUUUUGGGCCUUCAACAACGUUUUCAUUUAAUUCUUCAGCAUUUGCUACUUCAUCUUCAUCAAACCUAUUUCCAUCAACAACAUCAGCCUCGACAUCAUCUUUUCUGCCGACAACAUCCUCUCAAUUUGGAAGCUCAUCCUUAUUCAAUUCAUCUAACACUCAAGCCCUUGGCUCACAACUUGCUUUUAGUUCAACUGCAUCUCCAGGGACAAAUCUUACCUUUCCUUCCAGCUUAAAUUUUAGUAACACCCAAUCAUCUUCCCUUUUCCAAUCCACAACACCUUCAAUUGGGCAGACAGGUUCAGCCUUUGGCGCUCCAUUUACACAAUCCAGCUUGUUUAAUCAACCUUCGUCUGGGGUUGGAGGGAACCUUUUCUCAAGCUCGCCACUUCUAACUUCGAGUAAUCCAAUGGGUUUUGGUCAAUCAUCUGCCUCUUUUUCUAUGCCUUUUCAACCGGCACAAGCACAGGCUCCCACUUCCUUUUUUAGCAACCUGAGUCAGACUCAACCAAUUGGUUCAAGUGGUUUUGCAGGAACUUCGAGUAUUUUUGGUCAGAGUAACUUUGGACAAUCGCCUAUCACCCAAAGCCCCGUAGUACAACCAGCAACUGCCACAAAUCCAUUUGGGACACUCCCUGCAAUGCCACAGAUGUCAAUUAGUAAGCCAGGAGCAGCACCUUCAAUUCAAUAUGGAAUUUCAAGCAUGCCGGUUGUUGAUAAAGCUGCUCCUGUCAGAAUAUCAUCCUUCUUGACGCCUCGCCACCUAUCUCACAGACGGAUGAGAUUGCCUACAAGAAAAUAUAAUCCUAAGAAUGAUGGCCGCCCUAGGGUUCCAUUUUUCAGUGAAGAUGAAGAAACACCAAGCACCCCAAAGGCUGAUGCUCUUUUUAUUCCCAGAGAGAACCCUAGAGCAUUGGUUAUUCGUCCCACAGAUCAGUGGCCUUCAAGGGCCAGUUUAGAGAAAGCAUCACCAUUGAAGGACACCGCAGUGCGUGAAAAUGGGAAGAUUCCUGAGGACAAUUCCUCCUUGCCUGUCAACAAUUUGAAGAAUACCGAUGGAAAUGCUGUUGAGAACGGUAGUACUAGCAAGGACAGCGUCCAUCCUAACAAAGUAAACCAAAAACCCAACGGGGUCCAUGAGGAUCAUUCUGCUCCAAAGGAGGACUUGUAUAGGACAUUUGGGGGGCACAGAGCUGGCGAAGCCGCCAUCGUUUAUGAACACGGGGCAGAUAUCGAGGCAUUAAUGCCGAAGCUCCGACAUGCAGACUAUUAUACCGAGCCAAAAAUUCAAGAAUUGGCAGCCAAAGAACGGGCUGAACCUGGGUUUUGCCGUCAUGUUAAGGAUUUUGUGGUGGGCCGCCAUGGUUAUGGAAGCAUCAAAUUCUUUGGCGAAACAGAUGUGCGACGACUUGAUCUAGAGUCCAUUGUCCAGUUUAACAACCGUGAGGUGACUGUGUACCUCGACGAUAGUAAGAAGCCCCCUCGUGGGCAAGGUCUGAAUAAGCCUGCUGAAGUAACAAUACUCAACAUCAAAUGCUUCGACAAGAAAACCGGGCAUCAGUAUACGGAAGGGCCAAAAGCUGAGAAAUACAAGGAGUUGCUAAGGAAGAAGACGGAGGCUCAAGGCGCGGAGUUCGUAUCACACGAUCCAGUGAAGGGGGAGUGGAAGUUCAGGGUCGAACACUUCAGCAAGUAUAAGAUGGAAGACUGUGAGGAAGUUGAAGAGUGAGAAUGAAUGAGUGUUGUUUGUUGAGUUGUUUAAAAGAGGGGGGGAAGCGUAUGCAAUGCCAAGUUCAAGUUGGUUGCUGUUUCCUGCUUUGUAGUUUAGAAAGAGAUUUUGUGUUGGACAAUUUUAAAUGGGUCUGUAAAGAAAUAUAUGUUCAAGUAAUGAAGUACUAAGUAAGUUCUUUGUUGAGUUAUAUAGUUAGGAGUCCGUAUUGGCCUUCACAUUUGGUUUCUAAUUCAAUACAGUGAUGUUUAAAAGGACAUUCAUUUGUGAUGCUCAAUGGUUUUUCUCAAUAUAAACUUAUGGCAGUGUUCUCAUUUUUA
Molecule: messenger RNA, 3557 nt
Organism: Momordica charantia (bitter melon)
Lineage: Eukaryota; Viridiplantae; Streptophyta; Magnoliopsida; Cucurbitales; Cucurbitaceae
Product: nuclear pore complex protein NUP98A
Biological process (GO): protein import into nucleus; telomere tethering at nuclear periphery; post-transcriptional tethering of RNA polymerase II gene DNA at nuclear periphery
Cellular component (GO): nuclear pore; nuclear pore cytoplasmic filaments
Molecular function (GO): RNA binding; structural constituent of nuclear pore
Source: RefSeq, a predicted model, not a curated record